UUUCAUUUGAUUUAGCCCUAAUUUAUCCAUCUCCCUUUUUGGUUCGUCCCUCAGCCUUCUCUUCCUCUCUGCUAUCUCGAUCUGCUCCGUCUCGAUCUCUCACGCUCGAUCUCUCACGCUCGAUCGCCAUUACUUUAGCUCAUCGUAGGCUCUCUCUCUCUCAUCCCUCUCUCUGCACCACCAUUUCUCAGCUGAAGCACUUCUUCCACCUGCGUUUCAGAGGUCGUUUUUCCAUCUGAAAAACCUCCAUCUAAUCGAUCUCAAUCUCCGAUUUCCUUAUGAGGUAACUCUCUUCAUCCUGCCCGUCCCGUCCUUUCUGUUUCAAAGAUUUAUCCGGCGAUAAACAAGACGGAUCCCCUAGUUCAGUCACUAAGUCAAUAGUGCAUCCGGUGAACAUCAUAUUCCCCUUCCCUAACUGGUGUAGCAAGUGAACCCCCAAUUAACGAAAGUACCUCAAUUUAGGGAUUCUCUCUCUUCCCCUUACAGAUCCUACUCAUCCUCUCUCUCUUGGUGUCUAUUAUAUCCAUUGACUUCAAAGCCUCAAUUGCGAUCGCUUCACAUUUCAGGUAGAUCUAUCUAUUUUUGUAGCUUUUACAAAUUGGGUUUCCAGAUUUUAGUUGUUUUGUGUUGCCGGGAAAAUUAUUGUUCUUAGUUUCGUCAAUAAAAUUAUCAAUCAAAAUCCAGGUCGAGGUUGGAGGAUUUGGAUCUUUGAUUUCAACCGCUGAAUUCAAAAAAGGAAGGAUAAAUAAUAAGUUGACAAUGAAAUGAAUGGUUAGUGAAGUGGAAAAAGUGAGUGAACAAAAUACCGAAGCUUCAACUUCAAAAUCAUCCCAACCACCGCCGAAGAAGAGACGGGGUUCGACACGAAUGUCAUAGACGCGAAAACCUUAUUACCUUUAAGGGUUAAUAAGUUUGGACAGCCGAUCGGUCCUGGGAGUGGUACAUAUACUAAUUAUCUGGGAACACUUGCCCGGAAGGGUGAAUUAGCUCCUUUGUGCUACAAAACUUGGUGGGAGAUGCCUAAACGGCUGAAUGAGGAUAUGUGGAACAUUGUAAAGGGAAAAUAUGAUGUGGGAAUCAUGACAAAACAGUGGACAAUAUCCUCCAUCGGAAAAAAAUGGAGGGGGUACAAGUGUGAGUUGAAAAAUGAAUACUACUCAGUUAGGGAUACAGAUGAAGAAAGAUUGGCAAACCCACCACCUAAUGUUGAAAAGGAGCAUUGGGAAUUUUUGGUUAAGCGUUGGGGUACGCCUAUGGCAAAGGAGGUCAGCAAAAAAAAUAAAGAACGUCGUGGGAAGCAGACAAUGAUGCAUACUACAGGGACAAAAAGCUUUGCACGUGUUUCUGCUGAGAUUGAGGAAGACGAAGGUAUUCAGCUUUCUCGUGCAGAUUUAUUCAUCCGCACGCAUGUAAAUAAGGAUGGCAAAGCUACUGAUGCUGCUGCUUCGGAGAUGAUUGAAAACAUAAGAGAACUUCAAAAAAGUUACUCUGACUCGCCUAUUGGCAGCUCCAAUGAUUUGUUCUCCAUUGUGAGAGGAGAAGAGAGAACUGGUCGUGUGCGGAUGCUUGGCUUUGGGCCUACACCAAGCGAUGUUUGGGGGCCUCUCCUACUAAAACUGAAUCGAUUAAUAAUGCUAAAAAAUCUCAGGAGGAGGCACGUUCUACACGUUUAGAGUUGCAGGAGACGAUUUCAAAAAUGCAAGCCGACUAUGACAACAAGUUGGAAAAUUUACGAGCCAACUACGAUGACAAGUUGGAAAAUUUACGAGCCAACUACGAUGACAAGUUGGAAAAUUUGCAACAAUAGGUGGCUAUGCUAAUGCAGAUGCAACAACAAAAUUGUAGUGGACAGGGUAAUUCAAAUCAAAUGGGCAAGAAGACUUGUUGAAGUUGAAGUUGAAGAUGGGGUCGUGGCUGUGCUUUUUGAAUUUCCUUCGCCUUGUUCUUUUUGAAAAACUUGUACUACGUUUGUUAAAAAUUCUUAAUUCUUUUUGUGUGACAUUUAGUACCUUUAUCUAGACAAUUUGGAUGGUAUUUUCAUAUUGGCAGGUUAACUUGUGGUUGUAUUAGUAUACAUUUUUUACUAGCUUAACUUGUGGUGGUAUUAGUAGUCAAUUUUGAUGGUAUUUUUCAUAUUGGCAGGGUUAACUUGUGGUUAUUUGUAAAAACAAUUUGGAUGGUAUUUUUAUAUUGACUUGUGUUAGGAUGCAUUUAGUAGCCGUGAAGAAAUUUUUCUCCAAAAACAAUAAUGGGGAAAAAAAAAAAUUUAAAUAACCCUUUACCAGCGCUUUUCCAAAAAGCGUUGGCAUAGGGGGGAAAAAAAUAUAAAAAAAAAAAUUUCAAAUAAUCCUUUACCAGCGCUUUCCCAAAAGGCGCUGGCAUAGGGGAAAAAAAAAUAUAAUUUUUUUUUUUUUUUUU
Cornus florida is the source of this 2418-nucleotide messenger RNA. RefSeq lists its product as uncharacterized. Bases 1017 to 1673 code for a protein of 218 amino acids. The record is from RefSeq and is a predicted model, not a curated record. The transcript has 9 exons. Lineage: Eukaryota; Viridiplantae; Streptophyta; Magnoliopsida; Cornales; Cornaceae.